AUGUCGGAGCAGCAGGGUGCACCGGAGCAGCUAGCAGCUGGAAAGAGCCAAGGAGGGGCAGGAGCCACCUACAAGGUGGUGGUGUUUGAGUUUGAGAACUUCUGUGGGAAGAAAGUGGAACUGUCUGCAGAGUGUAAGAAUGUGAUCGAAAAGGGAUGUGAGAAGGUGGGAUCUAUCAUCGUGGAAUCAGGACCCUGGGUGGCAUUUGAGCGCCAGGCAUUUGGCGGGGAGCAGUUUGUGCUGGAGAAGGGCGAGUAUCCUCGUUGGAGCACCUGGACCAACAGCCAGACUAAUAACUACCUGCUGUCCCUCAGGCCACUCAAAGUGGACAGUGCGGAUCACAAACUCCACCUGUUCGAGAACCCAGGCUUCGCCGGGAGGAAGAUGGAGAUUGUGGAUGACGACGUCCCCAGCCUGUGGGUCCAUGGCUUUCAGGACCGCGUGGCCAGCAUCAAGGCUACGAAUGGAGCGUGGGUGGGCUACAUGUUCCCAGGCUACAGGGGCCGCCAGUACAUCUUUGAGCAUGGAGACUACAAGCACUGGAAUGACUGGGGAGCAUCGACCCCUCAGAUCCAGUCUGUCCGACGCGUACGUGACAUGCAGUGGCACAAGAGAGGCUGCUUCAUUGCCCCCACCCCCACUCCCGCCCCCGCCCCCGCCCCCAACCCCACACCCCCAGCACCUGCACCCCCUACCGCCGCUGGCACCAGCUGAAAGAGAGUAGCUGUGGCCCCAGGCCCCCUAAGAAGCCAAAUCCGGGCCUCCCAUCCAUCCAGGGCUCCACCGAGCCUCACCUCCUCAUCACAGAGGGCCAGCAAGAAACGACGA
Messenger RNA from Salvelinus fontinalis (brook trout), 828 nucleotides. RefSeq names its product beta-crystallin B3-like. NCBI's taxonomy places the organism in Eukaryota, Metazoa, Chordata, Actinopteri, Salmoniformes, Salmonidae. Gene Ontology annotation, molecular function: structural constituent of eye lens. The coding region runs from base 1 to 714 and encodes 237 amino acids. The record is from RefSeq and is a predicted model, not a curated record. Gene Ontology annotation, biological process: visual perception; lens development in camera-type eye. The transcript is spliced from 5 exons.